AUGAACAUUCUGUCGUUAGCGGAAGACGAGAACUACAGAAGCGAAGACGACGAGGACUUUCAGGAGGAUUCGGAAGACGCCUCUUCUUCAGAAGGCGACGCGCACGUAGACACGGCAGACGAUGGUUCUGUCUCGAGUCACAAGCAAAUCGAGGAGCUAUAUCAAGGCAUGAAGCGCGGUGAGCAGAGCAGACUCACCCCGUUUUCUUCGUUUCCUUCGUGCCAACGGAUUGACGGACUUGUCACAAAGCCUCAACAACCAAGUCAGCCGCUCCAAGAGUCGCUUCAGAACGCCCUUCUGAAAUACACCUCAUGCCAGCCAGCCUACGAAAGACACUCGGAAAAAACCCGAACUGGGACAAUCCAACCAGACUUGAUCCAUCAUGUGAGGCAAACAAUGGAGGAGGAAACGAAUCGAAUACAGGUUAAGAAGGUUAGGUUUGCUGGUAGGAUAUUUGAGAUUCAAAUUGACCCUAAGUCCAGUAAGCAGCGACUGAAAGCUGCCCAAGAACAAACAGAAAUCGACGACAUCAAUGCGGCGUUGAAAGACUCCAAUGUGCAGCAGGUAUCCGCCGUCUUCAAGUCGCGGGCCGAUUGGCAAGAACACCUCUCUCGAGAUACGGACGCCUUUAGCCUUUCGCAACACCGCAAGGGACAAGCAUCGUUGCUCGGUCAGCAACGGUUCUUAGCAGAAGUGCAACAAGUCCCCAUGGCCAAAAGGAGAAGACGCAGAUUGUGA
Molecule: messenger RNA, 738 nt
Organism: Gregarina niphandrodes
Lineage: Eukaryota; Apicomplexa; Conoidasida; Eugregarinorida; Gregarinidae
Product: bucentaur or craniofacial development protein
Exons: 2
Coding region: 1-738 (245 amino acids)
Source: RefSeq, a predicted model, not a curated record